ACGGCGGCCCCCUCCCCGCCUCGGGCCGCGGCGGGGGCGGAGCCGCCUCCGGGGCGGGGCGGUGCCGGGGCCAGUCGCCGCCUCAGCGGCGCGGCGCGGUGCGGAGCGGUGUGGACGCGGGGUGAUGGAGCCGUGGGCCCUCGCCGCCCGCGUCCCGGCACGCAGCGCUCGCUGAGGCCCGCCCGCCGCCGCCACAGUGCGGCCGUGCCCCGCCGUUCCCUCGCCUCCCGCCGCCGCCAACCCCGGGAAAUGGCCACGGAGCCCCCGCGGCCGGCGCCGCCCGCGGCGGGACGCCCCGAGGGCGGGCGCGGGCGCUGCGCGGGCGGCGGGCGCCGCGAGGCGGAGGAGGCCGCGGCGGCCCAGCCGGCGCUCGGCGCUUCCCCGGGCCCCGCGGCGGCGGCGGCGGCGGGGGGCCGGCGGCGGGGGCUGAACGGCUGCGUGCCGCUGUCGCACCAGGUGGCUGGGCACAUGUACGGCAAGGAUAAAGGCGGUAUACUGCAGCAUCCAGAUGGGACUGUCCUGAAGCAGUUGCAGCCACCACCUCGGGGUCCCAGGGAGCAGGAGUUCUACAACAAGGUUUAUGACUCUGACUGUUGCGACAGCAUUCUUCUGGAGCUGCGGGAAUAUCUGCCAAAAUACUUCGGUGUCUGGUCACCACCUACUGCACCAAAUGAUACGUAUCUAAAACUGGAAGAUGUGACCCGUAAGUUUAAUAAGCCUUGCAUAAUGGAUGUAAAAAUAGGUCAGAAAAGUUACGAUCCGUAUGCUUCAGCUGAGAAGAUACAGCAGCAGGUCAGCAAGUACCCGCUGAUGGAAGAGAUUGGCUUUUUGGUACUUGGCAUGAGGGUUUACCACGUCUCUUCUGACAGCUACGAGACGCAAAACCAGCACUAUGGAAGGAGCCUGACAAAGGAAACAGUAAAGGACGGCAUCUCAAAGUUUUUCCACAAUGGGUACUGCUUGAGAAAAGAUGCAAUAGCUGCCAGCAUUCAGAAGAUUGAAAAAAUUUUGGCGUGGUUUGAGGGCCAGAAGCAACUCAACUUUUAUGCAAGCUCGUUACUCUUUGUUUAUGAAGGUUCGUGUCAGGCAACAACCGUGCGGUUGAGUGAUGUGACCUUGGCAGAGAAGAGAGGAGUGCCCAAAGGACUGUUAUCGGGUGGCGACAUACUGGAGUAUAAUAAUAAUAUUCAUGUAAUAAAUUCUACAGAGAAUGGAAAAAUUGAGGCCUCUGUAAGUAAAGGCUUGUCCAAAUUUUAUGCACUUCACAAAAAGGCGUAUUCUAAGAGGCACCACAGUCAACUCUCACUGAAAGUUGAAAACUUGGAGCAAGACAACGUGUGGAAAAGCAGCACGUGCAUUACACAGGAGCAUCUGAACGGAAACGUUAUACCCCAACUGGAAAAAGUUUUCUGUCACAUGCCAGCAGAGAUCAAGGAAAGUGCAAACGUUGAAGUCCGAAUGAUUGAUUUUGCUCAUGUGUUUCCAAGCAACACCAAGGAUGAGGGCUACAUUUAUGGUCUGAAGAAUUUAAUCACAGUACUUCAAAAUAUUUUGGAUAACUAAAUUCUUUGCUAUGGUUUUUACUGGGGGCCAAUGAUAAAGAAGAGCAACAACAUGAAGAAUUUCUGCACUUGUAAUGCUGUAUAACUGGGUUUGUAUUGUUCUAUAUUUUAUUUGUCUUUGUACUUUUGGUAGAAGGGUUUAACUUUUUAUAAUCUCACUCAGGAAAAUAAUUGAUAGUUAAUUAGGGAGUGUGAAAGGAUGAAGAUACUGGAGAUUAAGCAAGAUAGGUAAAUUAGUAGGAUGAAAUGUAUAUGGUUGGCUUAAAUCCAAGGAGUACAGUUGUACUAUAAGCAAGGGUUAUGUUAGUUCCCGUAACGACUUUAGCGUAGAUAACAUUUGCCCACUUAGCCUUGACACUGAGCCGUAUCUCCGUUAACAGGUUUUUAGAAAAUGGACUGAAAACUCCUAAUGCGCAGGAUUGAUGUCCUCAGUGCUGCCCUCUUGUGUUUACUUUAUUUGAAUAACUGGAGUUAACCCCACUUUGAGAGAAAUCCCGUUUUGAGUCUGUAGUGUAACCUGGAAGCCAGCAUAUCAAAAAGUGCUAUUCAAUGUCACGGAACGAUAUUGCUGUUCUUUCAGGCCUGGUGUGGGCCCUUCCCCUCUUGGUGGCUGUCCGUAGCCCAUGUUCACCAUAGACAAGCUACAACGUACUUUGCGUUGAGGUGCUAACUAAAUGCUGGAGUAAAAUAUCGUAACAGGCUUAAACUGCACAACUGCUAGAGAAGCUGCUUGUUCCUAAGCAAGAGUAAAAGAAUGCAAACGCGAGACGUUCCAGGAACUAAUUUGGUUUAGGAGAUUAAGUCAAUCUGUUAAUGCAGUGUCUGAUGUUGUGACUACGGGAGAUGCCUCGCUCCUUUGUUCUGAUGGCCCUUCUCCAAAAACAUUGCUUUUUAAAAGCAAACUAAUGGAAUGGGGAAACAAGGUGUUUUGAGUAAGCGUACAGAGAUUUCCUCUAGCCGUCUGCUGCUUGUAUUUUUGUAACAAGCAUUUCACACUUCCACUGCUGGGGAGCACUGACUGGAAAGGACGAGCAAUACAGGUGAAGGACCCUUUGCUGAGAAGAUCCAGUUCAGCCCUGGAGCAACCAGCUGUACCUCCGUUUGUUGCAGUGGAGUUGGGGCUCUCUUGCCCUGGGCUAAAGCCAAUUUUUUUUUUUUUUGGAGGUUUUUUUUUUUUUUACAACACAGAGGCAAGCAGUGUAAUUUGAAAGUUGUCCCACUUCCUUCUUUCUCGCAGGAAGAGUCCCAGCUUUCAUAUGGAAUAUUUGAGAUCAGGAUGAUGCAUCCAAAGCAUUUUUGGUGUGUCUCUUCUGUAUGCUGUGUCCGUGGCUGUGCUACCAUGCCUGUGUAGUCAGCCGUACGGAAAGUGGGGACGGAGGAGUCUUGCCAUCUAUCGAGCAAGACUUUAACGCUUUAAGCGAGCCUCAGAAGUAAAACUUCUUAGAAUGGAUUUGGUCAUUGGAAACGUACAUCUUUUGCACGUGGACUUCGUGUGGCACCGUGGCCUUGCUGCUCUCUCUGUAUGAUGUCCUGCACUAAGCACUCAUUUGUGUACACGUCUUUGCAAGUUCUCUAUUUGGCAUCUGUUUUCUAUAUCAGAAAGAGAUAAAUACUUUUUCAAGCAAAUAUGCUGUUUUUAAAUAAAUCUGAAAUUGUAGCUCUAUUUGAGAACCUGGGUCAAUUGGAAGAAACAGGGUAUUAUGUGUAGAACUACAUUGUUUAAACUUUAAAGCUAAUAUUGGCUGAUACGUUCAGGAAUGAAACCAAUCUGUUAGUAACAUCAUGUUUUUGAAGCAUGGGAAAAGACGCUUGCAGGAGGGGCAGUAUCAUUUUGUUGAAAAUUUCGUGCAAAUUGUGGUGAAGGCUGAGGGGAAAAGAUCAGGAAGAGAAAGUUUGGUUUGGUUUUUUUGUUUUGUUUUUUUUUUUUCUACCUGGUAUUUCCUUUGCACCAUAUAGUUAAUAUAUUCCCAACUCUCUGUGAACUAAUUUAAGCCAUAUUCUAGGAAGAGUUUGUGGUUUUGUUUGCUUUGACGCUGGUUUCUCUGUAAUGAUUUUGUUGUUCUAUCCCGUAAAUAGUCAACACUAGAGUAGUCUAGGCUGGUAGUGGCCUUGUAUGAUAAAUUCGCAGUGUUUUAUAGAACAUAUAGGGGAAAACACUUAUACAUCUGAAUUUUUGUCCUCUGUAAUUCAUCUCUUCUGGAUUUUAAUCCAUUUUGUGCCAGAGAAAUCAGACAUCUGCCUCAAAGAAGUCAGUUAUUGGAAAAUGAUGUGUAUGCUCUUAGUAUAAGCGCAUUCUCCUGUCUCUGCUUUAAGAUAUAUGUCUUCAGUGUUUGAAUGCUCUUUAAGUAUUGAUUGUUGUGUUGACUAUGGCAGUGUUUGUAAUGCACCUGGAAUAUUGUUAAACUGUCAGAAUAUUUUGAAUAAAAAAAAAUAUAAAAUUUU
Messenger RNA from Chroicocephalus ridibundus (black-headed gull), 4004 nucleotides. It is a transcript of the gene IPMK, whose product is annotated as inositol polyphosphate multikinase. The record is from RefSeq and is a predicted model, not a curated record. The transcript is spliced from 6 exons. Gene Ontology annotation, biological process: inositol phosphate biosynthetic process. The coding region runs from base 250 to 1563 and encodes 437 amino acids. Lineage: Eukaryota; Metazoa; Chordata; Aves; Charadriiformes; Laridae. Gene Ontology annotation, molecular function: inositol-1,4,5-trisphosphate 3-kinase activity; inositol tetrakisphosphate kinase activity. Gene Ontology annotation, cellular component: nucleus; cytoplasm.